AAGCUACAGGUGCUUCUAGCAAGGGAAAACCUGACUCAACCUCUUCCAACCAGCAAACAACUUCAGGCGGUUCGAACAAAGCUCUUGUGGCACCAGAAGGUGGUACAUUUGUCUCCAACAACCUCAGGUCCUUUAGCUUUAAUGAUCUCAAGAAUGCCACUAAGAACUUCCGCUUAGAGAGUCUUCUUGGUGAGGGAGGGUUUGGGUGUGUCUUUAAAGGAUGGAUCGAUGAGAACACUUAUGCUCCGUGCAAACCAGGAACUGGAAUGGUAGUAGCCAUCAAAAAACUUAAGGCAGAAAGCUUUCAAGGUCACAGGGAAUGGCUUACAGAAGUUAAUUACUUGAGUCAGCUUCGUCAUGAAAAUCUGGUGAGACUCAUUGGGUAUUGUUUAGAGUGUGAGAACAGACUUUUAGUGUAUGAAUUCAUGCCGAAGGGAAGUUUGGAAAACCAUCUAUUUAGAAAAGGUGUUCAGCCUAUAACUUGGGCUACAAGAAUGCGAAUUGCAAUUGAUGUUGCUCGGGGGUUAUCCUUCUUACAUAAUUUAGAUGCCAACAUAAUCUACCGUGAUCUAAAGGCUUCCAACAUUCUACUUGAUUCAGAGUUCAAUGCAAAGCUUUCAGAUUUUGGCUUAGCAAGAGAUGGUCCUACAGGAGAUAACACUCAUGUUUCCACCAGAGUCGUGGGUACUCAGGGUUAUGCUGCACCUGAAUAUAUGGCGACAGGUCACUUGACUCCAAAGAGCGAUGUGUACAGUUUAGGAGUUGUAUUGCUAGAGUUGCUCUCAGGAAGACGAGCAAUGGAUGACGAGAAAGCUGGGUCUGCUGAAGAAACCUUAGUGGACUGGGCAAAGCCAUUCAUAGGUGAUAACAGGCGAGUUAUGAGAAUCAUGGACACGAGGUUGGGGGGUCAGUACUCCAAGAAGGGGGCUCAAGCUGUAGGUGCCCUUGCAUUGCGGUGCCUCUCCACGGAUCCCAAAUAUAGGCCUCCCAUGAUGGAGGUUCUAACCACAUUGGAACAACUACCCACAUCAAAGGAUGUUCCGAGGACUCCACCCCACGCUAAGUUGGAUGAUCCGAGGACCCCACCCCAUGCUAAGUUGGAAGAUUGUGGUAUCAGGAACAUGAAUUACCCUCACAAGACAGCAAGUGCAACCACAAAGUUAUAG
Ilex paraguariensis (yerba mate) is the source of this 1166-nucleotide messenger RNA. NCBI's taxonomy places the organism in Eukaryota, Viridiplantae, Streptophyta, Magnoliopsida, Aquifoliales, Aquifoliaceae. The record is from the annotation of a GenBank genome assembly.